UGGAAACCGGAAGCGGAAGCGCCGCGCGCGAGUAAACCGCUUUUCCCUCGAUCAGGCGGAUUCUCCCGUGUUUCCCUCUCCCGCGUGCCGGGCCGAUCUCCAGCCGCAGUGACUGCUCCUGCCCCGCGCCGCGCCCCGCCCCGCCAACCGCCGGCAGACAGCGAGCGAGCGGCCGCCAGCCGAGGGAGGGGCUCCCGCCCUCCGCGCCGCCGCCCUCGCUCCCUGGAGGUGCUGUUGGCCCCUCGCUUCCUCGUCCUCCCGCGUCUCUGCUAGGCGGCCGCGAUGUCUGACAAGGAAUUCAUGUGGGCCCUCAAAAAUGGAGACUUGGACGAGGUGAAGGACUAUGUGGCCAAGGGUGAAGAUGUCAACCGGACACUUGAAGGUGGGAGGAAGCCUCUUCACUAUGCAGCAGACUGUGGACAGCUUGAGAUUCUGGAAUUUCUGCUAUUGAAAGGAGCUGAUAUUAACGCUCCAGACAAACAUAAUAUCACACCACUCCUAUCAGCAGUCUAUGAGGGCCAUGUUUCCUGUGUGAAAUUGCUUCUGUCAAAGGGUGCUGAUAAGACUGUGAAAGGCCCAGAUGGACUAACUGCCUUUGAAGCCACUGACAACCAGGCAAUCAAAACUCUUCUUCAGUGAUGGAUGGACUGAUAUCUUAAAUGUCUCUCCUGUGGCCUCACACUGCUGCCUGUCUGUCACUUUUUGCAUCUUCCAGCUUCUUCAGCUAAAUACUUUGGGGGGAGGGAAAUUCUUUAUGAAUCAGACUAGUUAGGGGCUUAUAUCAAAGAUAAUGUUUGGAGAGGGUUGAAAACUAUUAUGAACAGUGUCCCACUAGGACUUCUUUUCAGUGCACAAUCUCUUCCCAUUUCUAGUGAAAAUGGCAGAAGGAAGACAGACCAUGAUCUUGAAUUUUUGACUUGUAAAUCUCUUAGAUUAGUACUGUUUUCUGUUGAACGAUUGCUUUAGAUGGAAGUACUGUGCUAUAGACCUGAAACUAAUUGUGAAGGAGACGAUAGUCCCAUGCUAUUAGUGUAGUAAUAUAGGUGACUGGGUUGCUUUUCUCUCUCAGUGGGUAGCUUUAUUCUUCUUCUGCCUAAAGCUUAUGUUGCAGUUUUGAGGACUUUUGAUACUAGUUACUGGAGCUGUUCUUUAUAUUGACUAAUUGGAUGUCACACUAAUGUUUUUCUGAACUCUUGAGUAAACUGGUAAAGAUCAGUUGAGGCAUGGUGGUAUUACGUUCCGGAAUAUCUGCGGAGGUACUUAUGGAUGCUUGAAUUGGAGGUUUUUCUUUCCCUUGUUUCUUCUAGACCAGAACAGAUGUUCUAAGCAACUGUUAUUGAGAGAAUUCAAAGUGUCAGUUAUUUCCAAACAGAGUGUAAGAUUUAAGUUCUUUACUUGCCAUGUCAGCAUAAAAUUUAUAGACAGAUGGGAGAGCUACAGGCAGUUUGGUAGGCAGUUUGAUAAUCAAGUCAAAUGUGGAAAAUGAUCAUUAAUUAUUUAGACUUUCAUAUCAGGUGAAUAUUGUUGCUAAACUUUUCUGGUAAACUUUUGAAAUACAUGUAAGCUUUCUAAGUUCAGAUGUUAGCAAGAGGAAGAUGU
Molecule: messenger RNA, 1599 nt
Organism: Dryobates pubescens (Downy woodpecker)
Lineage: Eukaryota; Metazoa; Chordata; Aves; Piciformes; Picidae
Gene: MTPN
Product: myotrophin
Exons: 4
Coding region: 283-639 (118 amino acids)
Biological process (GO): regulation of barbed-end actin filament capping
Cellular component (GO): nucleus; cytoplasm
Molecular function (GO): protein binding
Source: RefSeq, a predicted model, not a curated record